Messenger RNA from Spinacia oleracea (spinach), 3502 nucleotides. Its product is annotated as protein SEMI-ROLLED LEAF 2. Bases 289 to 3288 code for a protein of 999 amino acids. The transcript has 21 exons. The record is from RefSeq and is a predicted model, not a curated record. NCBI's taxonomy places the organism in Eukaryota, Viridiplantae, Streptophyta, Magnoliopsida, Caryophyllales, Amaranthaceae.
CACGUCAGUGUAGAUUUAGUUUUUUUGUUAAUUUUUGACAAAUUAUUUCAUAUUAAUCAAUUAAUUUUGCCAAACUGUUUUUUUUUAAAUUAAUUAAAAUUCUAGAUGUAAGAGGAGAGGAAAAAAGAAGAAAAAGACAGAAACAGGUGGCUGGGGAUCUGUAGCCUCCAUCCCCCCACUGGCUACAACUUCUGGUUUAAUCUGUUCAGAGACGAUCAAAGGCUGAGACUUUGUCAGUUCAAAGGCAAAUUUCCAGAACUACGGGGGGUUUAAAUCUGAUAGCAGAAAAUGGGGGUUAUGUCCAGACGGGUUCUGCCUGCCUGUGGCAGCAUCUGUAUUUUCUGCCCGUCGCUGCGAGCUCGGUCAAGACAACCAGUGAAAAGAUAUAAGAAGCUCCUUGCAGAAAUAUUUCCUAAAAAUCAGGAAAUCGAGCCAAAUGACAGAAAGAUUGGGAAACUUUGUGAAUACGUAUCGAAGAACCCAUUACGAGUUCCUAAGAUAACCGAAUACCUGGAACAGCGAUUUUACAAGGAUUUACGGAAUGAGAAUGUUGGAUCAGCAAAGGUUGUGUUGUGCGUGUACAGGAAAUUUAUAUCUUCAUGUAAGGAACAGAUGCCACUGUUUGCUUGCAGUUUAUUAGGAAUAAUUCGUACUCUUCUAGAACAAACUUCUCAGGAGGAAAUGCAAAUACUAGGUUGCAAUGCCCUUGUCGACUUCUUAAAUGUCCAGGCGGAGAGCACAUAUAUGUUCAACAUAGAAGGUCUUGUUCCCAAACUUUGUCACCUAGCUCAAGAAGUCGGUAAUGAUGAUAGAUCUUUUUGUCUGCGGGCAGCUGGAUUGCAAGCACUUUCCUCAAUGGUUCAAUUUAUGGGUGAGCAGUCCCACAUUCCAAUGGAAUUCGACAAAAUCAUAUCAGCAAUUUUAGAUAAUUUUGGGGAUUCACAAAUUAUGCUUUUGAAUGGCAAGCUGGAUGGAAUAAUACGUGAUAGUUCAGAUCAAUGUAGCCGAGUAUCAACAACCAUAGACGAUAAUAAGCUGUCAUCUGCAAAUAUAUGCAAAGAUGCCACUUUUUCGAUGGACAUUAGCAACAUUAAACAACAAUUAGUACCACCAGUGAAUGCUUCAAAAAGUCCUUCUUAUUGGGCUAAGGUUUGCUUGUAUAACAUUGCUGGCUUAGCCAAGGAAGCUACAACCGUCAGGCGUGUGCUUGAACCCUUUUUCCAUAUCUUCGAUUCAGAAGACUGCUGGUCUCCUGAGAGGGGGCUUGCCUCUUCUGUCUUGAUGUAUAUGCAAGUGGUGUUAGAAGACUCAGCGGAAGAAAAUUCUCAUUUGUUACUAUCCAUCUUGGUGAAGCACUUGGAUCACAAAAAUGUUGCUAGGCAGCCUCUUAAACAGAUCAGUAUCAUUCAUGUCAUUAGGAAACUUGCUCAACUUGUUAAGCAACGGGCUUCAGCUGCCUUGACAGGUGCCUUGACUGACCUACUGAAACAUCUACGCAAGUGCAUGCAGUAUUCAGCAGACGCAUCUAGCUGUGGAAGUGGUGCAGAGAAAUUAAAUGCAGAUCUUCAGUCAGCAUUAGAAAAAUGUGUCUUUCAGCUGUCAAGUAAGGUUGGAGAUGUUGGGCCCGUUCUUGAUAUCAUGGCUGUGGUGCUUGAGAAUGUUCCAAAUAGCAAUAUUGUUGCCAGAACAACUAUCUUCUCUGUUUAUCGCACUGCUCGAAUAGUAGCCUCCCUACCCAAUAUAUCAUAUCACAAAAAGACUGUUCCCGAUGCUUUAUUUCACCAACUUCUUGUAGCCAUGGGCCACCCAGAUUAUGAAACUCGAAUUGGGGCACACCGCAUUUUGUCCUCUGUGCUUAUGCCUUCUUUGGUUUGCCCUUGGUCAGACCAAAACGAGCUGGCUUCACUAAACAGUUUUGGGCCUUCCUCCAUCCUUUCAACACUGGAAGAAAAAAGUGGAAGAUUUUCCAUUCCUGAGAAAAGUGAAGAGAAAGUACAAUCUAUGCGCACAAUGGAAGACAACCUGAGAUGUAAUGAUUUAAAAGAAUCUCGAGUUUGUCGAUCACAUAGUAAAUUACACAGUUUUGAGACUGCUAUGACCAAUGGCAAAAUGGAGCUUGCUUCACUUAGACUGAGUAGUCAUCAUGUCAGUCUCUUGCUUUCGUCUAUCUGGGCUCAGGCAACUUUUAGAGAAAAUACCCCUUCCAAUUUUGAAGCAAUGGCACAUACUUACAGUAUUGCUUUGCUAUUGACCCGGACCAAGACCUCCAGUCAUGUGGCUCUGGUAAGGUGUUUCCAGCUAGCAUUUUCUCUGAGAAGCAUAUCCCUUGAUCACGAAGGAGGUCUACAACCAUCUCGAAGAAGAUCUCUCUUCACCAUGGCAUCUAGCAUGCUUAUAUUUUCGGCAAGAGCAGGCAAUCUUCCAGAGUUGAUCCCUAUUGUUAAAUCAUCUUUGACAGAUAUAACUGUUGAUCCUUAUCUUGAGUUGGUUGACAAUAUCAGACUCCAAGCAGUCAUCCAGAAUCCAGUUGAUGGUGGAAGGACCUAUGGAUCAGAGGAAGAUGAUUUUGCUGCAUUGAAGUCUCUUUCAGCAAUAGAAUCAGAUGAACAAUUGAAAGAAAUCGUCUUAUCUCACUUGAUGUAUAAAUUUGAGAAGUUACCAGAGGAUGAAUUAUCUGGCAUCAAGAAGCAAAUUUUACAGGGAUUUUCACCUGAUGAGUCAUAUUCUUUGGGUGUUCCAUUGUUUAUGGAGACACCACAACAUUGCUCCCCACUUGCACACCUGGACUUUCAAUCUUCUGAUGAGGUGGGUACUUCGUUGUUUGAAGAAGCCUUACCUGAUGCUAGUGGAAGCCAAUCUGGUCGCAAGACAUCAAUUUCCUCCAAUUCACUAGACAUUCUUAAUGUGAAUCAGCUUCUUGAGUCGGUGUUGGAAACAGCUCAACAAGUGGCUAGCUUGCCUACCUCCAACAGCCUGAUAUCGUAUGACCAAGUGAAAAACCAAUGUGAGGCCCUUGUGACUGGUAAGCAGCAAAAGAUGUCUGUGCUUCAAAGCUUCAAGAAGCAACAGGAAGCCAAAGCUAUUGUUCUUACCAGUGACACUGAGAUGAAAAGUGCCGCAAUUAUGGAUACGCCUAUGGAGGAAGAACCUAUUCCAGAUUCGGUAGGCAAAGAAAUGAUUCAACACAAUGAUCAGAUGUAUCCUUGUUCAUUGGAGUACGGAUAUCAGUCUUUCCGGUUACCACCUGCAAGCCCUUAUGAUAAGUUUUUGAAAGCAGCCGGAUGCUAAAGUGAACAGGUUAACUAACUCUGUGUAUUUCAUAUUUUCAUGUAUGUAGCAUAGCAUAAUAAAUUCCUAUUUAUUUAUUUUUCUCUUAUAAUCUCCAUUUCUUUUGAAGUUUUCCAUAAGUUAAUUAUUUAAUUCUUUGUAAUGGAAUGUUAUGGUUAUAAUGUUAUAUAGCGGUACAAGUUGAAAUAUUAAUAUUGUUUAUUUAUUGGUCGAA